AUGGCACACAUACCAACAUCCGCUGCCAUUUUUUCUCCAUCUGUCGCCCGUCUCGCCUCCUCUGCAGCCAAAGACUGGAAUUAUGUAGACAGCUGGCUGUCAUCCAUAUUUCCCAACCGUUCACCUCCACCCUUUGAGCGCAAUUCAGAGACGCUGAGGGCCCUCGUCACACUCUCAACUUUGAAUGAAAGCGUCGAUGAAGACUUCGGCCACGUUUCGAGCCUUGAAACGUUGGCGCUGCGGACGCUUUCCAAAGCCGAAGAAUAUGGCAACAGCGAACCAAAGGCCGUACAUAUGUCUCCGGUGUAUGCGGCAGGUAGAAUUGUUGCGGCUAUUGAGAGCGAACUGUCGCGUGAAGGGCACUUGGCGUUUGAUGCACUAGCUGCCACAUCCGUCGAGCUUGGAGUUGCUAUCCCAGUACCGACAGGAACAGGCCGUGAAUUUGCUCACCUGGACAUGUACCUAUUCCAGCUCGAGCAGGCUCUUUCGCGAACGGAGGUCCUUCAUGCGCACGUUGGUGACCAUUCCUCAAGGUUACGGAGCCGUUUUGAUGACCACGAGCGCGAUGGAUACAGGCCGUCGGCACCCCUGGCGAGACAAAACCUAGAGCUGCAACGCAAAAUAAAAACAGAAACCUCGCGUCUCCAAGACAUAAAAGACGCGCCCAGUGUCCAAGCCCAGCUUUCAAAACCCACGACUCUACAGCUCGAAGACGACGAGACGAUAUUUUUGAAACUCUCGGAAUACGACGAAGCUCUUUGCAAGCAAAUCAACGCCUUUAGAAAUCUCCCUCCUGAUACGGAGCUUGCCAAGCAGCAACUCGAGAUACUCCAGUCAGAGCUGCAAGCUGCUACGCAAAUACGUGACAAUAUGUUUGAAGGCUUGGUCGAGAAAGCCACGCCUAAACGUUCAAGAUGA
Molecule: messenger RNA, 918 nt
Organism: Sporothrix schenckii 1099-18
Lineage: Eukaryota; Fungi; Ascomycota; Sordariomycetes; Ophiostomatales; Ophiostomataceae
Exons: 1
Coding region: 1-918 (305 amino acids)
Biological process (GO): spindle assembly
Cellular component (GO): cytosol; HAUS complex
Source: RefSeq, a predicted model, not a curated record